AUGGGCCCACUGGAGCCGCGCUACCGUCCAGCCGGCGUUCCUGUGGACACAACUAAGAGAAGGGCCUCCAAAAGCAAUAGUUUCAAAGAUGUCGAAAAUUUUGAAGUUCUUGUCCUUGAAAAGAGCUGUGGUUGCAAGUUCAAAUCUUUGAGGAUCUUGAUCGUAGCUAUCAUGUCUGCGACAGUUCUUACCCUUGUGACUCCAACCUUAUAUGAGCACCAAUUGCAGUCAGCCUCCCGGUAUGUGGAUGUUGGUUGGAUGUGGGACAAAACAAGUUCUGAUCCACGAUAUGUAUCUUCUGUUGAUGUUCGGUGGGAGGAUGUAUAUAAAGCACUGGGAAAUCUAAGAAGUGGUAAUCAAUAUCUCAAAGUUGGACUCUUGAAUUUUAAUAGCACUGAGUAUGGCUCUUGGACACAAUUGCUCUCAGACAGCCAUGUUUCCAUUAUAAGACUUGAGCAUGCCAAGGACAGCAUUACUUGGCAAACACUGUAUCCUGAAUGGAUCGAUGAGGAGGAAGAAACAGAGAUACCCUCUUGCCCAUCACUUCCAGAACCUAAUGUACGAAGAGGUGUACGCUUUGAUGUCAUUGCUGUAAAGCUUCCUUGUACCCGUGUGGCAGGUUGGUCAAGAGAUGUUGCACGGCUCCAUUUGCAGCUCUCAGCAGCAAAAUUGACUGUGACAUCUUCGAAGCGCAACCACAAGGUCCAUGUUCUUUUUGUAACUCACUGCUUUCCAAUUCCGAAUCUCUUCCCUUGCAAGAACCUUGUGAGACAUGAAGGCAAUGCUUGGUUAUAUAGUCCUGACUCAAAAGCAUUAAGGGAAAAGCUCAGGCUUCCAGUCGGAUCCUGUGAGCUUGCUGUUCCGCUCAAAGCAAAAUCGAGACUUUUCUCAGUAGAUCGACGAAGAGAAGCAUAUGCAACAAUACUGCAUUCAGCGAGUGAAUAUGUCUGCGGUGCUAUUACAGCAGCUCAAAGCAUUCGCCAAGCAGGAUCAACCAGGGACCUAGUCAUCCUUGUUGAUGAGACCAUAAGCGAUCACCACCGGAGAGGCUUGGAAGCUGCAGGGUGGAAGGUCAGAAUAAUCCAAAGAAUCAGGAACCCGAAAGCAGAGCGUGAUGCAUACAACGAGUGGAACUACAGCAAGUUCAGGCUGUGGCAGCUGACUGACUACGACAAGAUCAUCUUCAUAGAUGCCGACCUCCUCAUCCUGAGGAAUGUUGACUUCCUGUUCGCCAUGCCAGAGAUCACUGCAACUGGCAACAAUGCGACGCUCUUCAACUCUGGUGUCAUGGUCAUAGAGCCUUCCAACUGCACAUUCCAGCUGCUGAUGGACCACAUCUACGAGAUAACUUCAUACAAUGGCGGGGACCAGGGAUACCUGAAUGAGAUAUUCACCUGGUGGCACCGCAUCCCGAAGCACAUGAACUUUCUGAAGCACUUCUGGGAGGGCGACAGCGAGGCCAUGAAGGCGAAGAAGACUCAGCUAUUUGGCGCAGACCCACCAAUCCUCUAUGUUCUCCACUACCUUGGCCUGAAGCCAUGGCUGUGCUUCAAAGACUAUGACUGCAACUGGAACAACGCUGGAAUGCGCGAAUUUGCAAGCGAUGUUGCACAUGCCCGGUGGUGGAAGGUGCAUGACAAGAUGCCCCGGAAGCUCCAGUCCUACUGCCUGCUGAGGUCACGGCAGAAGGCCAGCCUGGAGUGGGACCGGAGGCAGGCCGAGAAGGCCAAUUCUGAAGAUGGCCAUUGGCGCCGCAACAUCACGGACACCAGGCUGAAGACAUGCUUUGAGAAGUUCUGCUUCUGGGAGAGCAUGCUCUGGCAUUGGGGCGAGAACAAUAACAGGACGAAGAGCAUCCCCAUGGCAGUGAAGACGGCGAGCUUGGCAAGCUCAUGA
Molecule: messenger RNA, 1896 nt
Organism: Miscanthus lutarioriparius
Lineage: Eukaryota; Viridiplantae; Streptophyta; Magnoliopsida; Poales; Poaceae
Source: the annotation of a GenBank genome assembly